AGAAAACUCGCUCCCCCCUUCUUUCCUUUUUCUUUCUCCCAUACUCUUGUGAGCUGCGUCAAGAAACCUCCAGAAAAACCCAGCCCCCCGUUUUGCAGGCAACCAAAAACAGCCCCUGUCGCCCGAAAAACUUGGGCAAGGCUCAACGUUUUCAUUACCCCUGCUACUUUUCUCGUCUUCUAGGAGUAUUUCUUGGUCAACACUCUCCCCUAUUAAUACCAUAAAUAAAUACGCCUAUCCUCCUGCAGGAUGGAUGUUUGUAUAGGAGUACAAAUUACCACUAGGACAAGACAAUCAUCAGUUGAAGCUUGUGGUCAUUUUUUGAAUGGGCUCGCUUUGUAAUACUUCUUCUCCGGUCCCUGCUCUCAAGUUUCGUGGAGGGCUCGAUCGUUGUGGUAAUCCCAACUCAUCGGUUGGUUCCAAUUCAAACAACGGUUCUGUACAAUUGCCGAUGGGGAGUUUUCCGGGCAAUUCUCAGCCGAAGAUCGUCACCGGCGAGGCCGGUUACGUUCUCGAAGACGUUCCUCAUUUGAUCGAUUACAUUCCCGAUCUUCCUACUUUUCCCAAUCCAUUGCAAGACAACCCAGCAUACUCAGUUGUUAAGCAAUAUUUUGUGAAUGUUGAUGACACUGUUGCAAAAAAGAUUGUCGUCCACAAGGAUAGUCCAAGAGGGACACAUUUUCGACGCGCUGGACCCCGGCAAAAGGUGUAUUUUGAGUCGGAUGAAGUCCAUGCUUGCAUUGUCACAUGUGGAGGCUUAUGUCCUGGUCUCAACACAGUGAUUAGGGAAAUAGUAUGUGGCCUCCACCAUAUGUAUGGUGUGAAGAAAGUCCUGGGAAUAGAUGGAGGAUACAGGGGUUUCUAUGCUCGAAACACAAUCGCUUUAACACCCAAAACUGUAAACGACAUCCACAAACGUGGUGGAACGGUGCUUGGGACAUCACGAGGUGGCCACAAUACUGGAAAAAUAGUCGACAGCAUUCAGGACCGGGGUAUAAAUCAAGUUUACAUUAUUGGAGGAGACGGUACCCAAAGAGGGGCAUCAGUGAUCUAUGAGGAAAUCAGAAGGCGCGGUCUCAAAGUUGCGGUUGCUGGAAUCCCUAAAACGAUUGACAAUGACAUUCCGGUAAUUGACAAGUCCUUUGGCUUUGAUACUGCUGUUGAGGAGGCUCAACGUGCCAUAAAUGCAGCACACGUUGAAUCUGAUAGUAUUGAAAAUGGAAUUGGCCUUGUGAAGUUAAUGGGACGCUACAGUGGCUAUAUUGCAAUGUAUGCUACUCUAGCCAGCCGAGAUGUUGACUGUUGCUUGAUUCCAGAGUCGCCCUUUUAUCUCGAAGGAGCAGGCGGACUUUUUGAGUACAUAGAGAAAAGACUAAAGGAAAACGGACACAUGGUUAUUGUCAUAGCCGAAGGUGCAGGACAGGAGCUUCUUUCUGAGGUCUUGCGUUCUAGUCAUCAACAAGAUGCUUCAGGAAACAAGCUUCUCCAAGACGUUGGGCUUUGGAUAUCUCAGAGUAUCAAGGAUCAUUUCUCAAGACAAAAGAAGAUGGCCAUCAACCUCAAAUAUAUAGAUCCCACAUACAUGAUCCGAGCUAUUCCAAGCAAUGCAUCCGACAACGUGUACUGCACACUUCUUGCACAAAGUGCUGUUCAUGGAGCGAUGGCAGGGUACACGGGCUUUACAGUGGGGCCUGUCAAUGGAAGACAUUGUUAUAUACCCUUCUAUCGGAUAAAUGAGGGACAGAACAAUGUGGUGAUAACAGAUAGGAUGUGGGCUAGGCUCCUAUCAUCGACCAACCAGCCGAGCUUUAUAACUGCUAAAGAUGUGAUUGAAGAUAGCAGGGAGGAAGAAGAGCCACCAAAGACUCCACAGACUCAGACGUCUGAUGACAACUCUGCCGAUGACAAGUUAAUGGUGAACAAAGAGAUGAGCGAGCACGCAGUUAUCGGUUAACGUUUUAGUACUCUACAGAUCGCUACUCGUAUCCAUCCAUAUUAUAUUAGGAUGAGAUAAACUUGGUGGUUGUAAUUAGCAAUAUGGUAUGAGAAAAUAAAUUUAUGAGGCUUUCCACGUGAUUAUAUUUUUGUAGGCCAACCUGAAAUCCAAAGCUUGGUAAUGAGAGAUAAGGUAUUGUAUAGCUAGAUGAUGGAGUACUAAAAGGAAAUUGUAUUGAGUACCUUUAUUUUCAUAUAUGGUUUACAGACAAACCUAUCAGCCAUCAGAAUAAAAUCACAACUCUUGACAUGUUUUGAGGCCCACGAAAAAUGUGGUCCUCACAGCAUGCGAGGGUGUUUGUUGUUCA
Messenger RNA from Rhododendron vialii, 2303 nucleotides. RefSeq names its product ATP-dependent 6-phosphofructokinase 3-like. The record is from RefSeq and is a predicted model, not a curated record. Lineage: Eukaryota; Viridiplantae; Streptophyta; Magnoliopsida; Ericales; Ericaceae. Gene Ontology annotation, cellular component: cytoplasm. Gene Ontology annotation, molecular function: 6-phosphofructokinase activity; ATP binding. The transcript is spliced from 13 exons. Gene Ontology annotation, biological process: fructose 6-phosphate metabolic process; glycolytic process. The coding region runs from base 326 to 1954 and encodes 542 amino acids.